AUGUUUAAACAAAUUAGAUCUAUUAGAUUCAAAUCUACCUUAUCGAUAUCAAGUUUUAAUAACAAAGAGAUAUCAUUGUUAAUAAAUAAUAAACCAGUUACUUUCAAUAAUGUAUUUUUACGAGAUUCAUGUCAAUCUUUAAAAUCAGUCGAUCCAUAUUCAAAACAAAAAUUAUUCACCACGGCAGAAGCAGCUACUAAUUUAACAAUUGCGAAACCACCAAGUAUAGAUGAUAGUAAAUCCGAGCCACUUUUGAAGAUUCAAUGGAAUAAUAAUAAUGAAAUAAUAGAUUCAGAGUAUUCUAGUUCUUGGUUAUCGAAAUUUUCAACAGCUGAAGGACGAAGAAUUGAGAAAUUUUUCGACAGUGACAAGAAGCUCUGGGGUAAACAAGAUAUUGAAGAUAAUAUGGAUAGCUUAACUAUCACCUGUGAUGACUUUUUAAAUAAAGAUGAUAAAUUUUUCCAAGCUUUAUUCAAUUUAAAUAAAUUCGGUUUAGUUUUCAUUAAAGACAUUCCACAACCUGAUUUAACUAAGAAAAUGUCCGAAUUAAAUGCUUCAGAAUGGCCAGUUUGUAAACUCGGUGAAAAAUUUGGAUACAUUAAAAAGACAUUCUACGGUACAUUAUUCGAUGUUAAGAAUGAAAAAGAAGAAGCUAAAAAUAUAGCAAAUACAAAUACUUUCUUACCUUUACAUAUGGACUUAUUAUAUUAUGAAUCACCACCCGGCUUACAAUUAUUACAUUUUAUUCAAAAUUCAACCCUUGGUGGUGAAAAUAUAUUUUGUGAUUCAUUUUUAGCUGCAAAAUAUGUAUUUGACAAUGAUUUAAAAGCAUAUAAAGCAUUGACUAAGAUACCUAUUACCUAUCAUUAUGAUAAUAACAAUGAAUAUUAUUAUUAUAAAAGGCCAUUAAUAAUUGAAGGUUUAGAAGUACCUAAAGAUUCAAAUUUCCCUAAAAUUCAUGCAAUUAAUUAUUCACCACCAUUUCAAGGACCAUUAGAAGUUGGUAUAACUAAAGAUGAUCCAAAUUAUGAAUUAUUUGAUGAUUUCCUCAAAGGUAUGCAAUUAUUUGAAAAUUUUAUAAAUGAUCCCAAAAAUCAUUUUGAAAUUAAAAUGAAAGAAGGUACUUGUGUCAUUUUUGAAAAUCGUAGAGCAUUACAUUCAAGAAAUGAAUUUAGUGAUUCAAAUGGUGGUGAUAGAUGGUUAAUGGGUACUUAUGUAGAUGGAGAUAGUUUUAGAUCUAAACUACGUGUAAAUUAUAGAAAAUUUAAAUAG
Molecule: messenger RNA, 1272 nt
Organism: Insectozyma verbasci
Lineage: Eukaryota; Fungi; Ascomycota; Pichiomycetes; Serinales; Debaryomycetaceae
Source: the annotation of a GenBank genome assembly